Molecule: messenger RNA, 1500 nt
Organism: Lingula anatina
Lineage: Eukaryota; Metazoa; Brachiopoda; Lingulata; Lingulida; Lingulidae
Product: renalase
Cellular component (GO): extracellular region
Molecular function (GO): oxidoreductase activity, acting on NAD(P)H
Source: RefSeq, a predicted model, not a curated record
GUGUAUGCACCUGAAAACGAGGUCAAAUCCAGAAGUUGGAACUUGUUGAGAACCGACCAGGGAAGAAUGGUGCUUGAAAACCAACCCAAAGCAACCGAAGUUUAGUUGUGUUUUGCAUGAAUAAAGUUUGAAGAUAAAGAUUAAGUGGACCUAUUAAAUUGUCACCAUUAUGAAGAGGAUACUCCUUGUUGGUGGUGGUCUCACAGCGGCCUCCACUGCCUCUUUGCUCAGACAGUCUUUAGGACAGCAAGCUGAGCUGGUGCUUUGGGAUAAGGCUAGGGGAGCAGGUGGCCGAAUGAGCACCAGUAGAAGUCCUAAUGAUGGGGUGUGUACUGCAGAUCUUGGAGCACAGUACAUUACAGCCACACCAAGCUAUGCUGAAAGUCACAAGAAAUUCUACAAUGACUUAAUCAACAGCGGGGUGUUAAUGCCAUUAAAAGAUAGCAUAGAGGGGGAAAGGGACCAUCCUGAAGGUACCAGCCACUAUGUCACACCUCAUGGCAUCAGCUCCAUAGUGAAACACUUUCUGAGUGUAGCAAAUGCUGAUGUUCAGUUUGGACAUCACAUUGUGGAUGUAAGCCUUGAUGGGACAUCUUGGAAAAUAACAACAUCAAGUGGAAAAUCAGAAUUAUUUAACUGUGUAGUUUUGACAAUGCCUGUGCCACAAAUCCUUCAACUCAAAGGAACAAUAGCCGAAAUAAUAGAAAAAUCUCCUGAGCAGAAGCAGAAGUUAGAAAAUGUCUCAUACUCUUCUCGCUAUGCCUUGGCAUUAUUCUACAAACCGGGAGUAAAAUUAGAGAUACCAUGGACUGCCAAGUACUUCUAUGAUGGUCCUUGCAUUAGGUUUAUAUCUGUUGAUAACAGGAAGCGAGGAAUAACUGACCCAAGUGUAGGAGAAUCAAUUAUAGUCCACACCAGUGUCCCCUUUGGUUUAAAACACUUAGAAAAAGAGCUUAAAGAGGUACAGCCAAUAAUUAUGGAACACUUAAAGGAGUUUCUCCCAGACUUGCCUGAACCUGAUAAUAUCAAAUGUCAGAAGUGGAGGUAUUCACAGGUUCAUAAGCCAGUGGAUGGAACUCCAGGAUGUAUGGUACUACACCAGAGCCCCCUGUUGGUGUGCGGUGGAGAUGCAUUUACUCAUUCCAAUAUGGAUGGAUGUUUAGAGUCUGCAUUGAAACUAACAGAAACAAUAUGCAAAAAUGUCAGCAAUGCUAAAGUAUAGUUUGGGCACUUGUUAAAAAUGAUAAUGUUCAUGUAUAUGGUGCAUUUUACCUGGAACAUGUUGUUAACGGCCUAUUGUUCUUUAAAACUAUGAAAUUAUGUAUCAUUUUACAUAUUUCGAAAAAGGUCAGAACUGGUGUAUAAUCAUUAAGAAAAUGGCUUCAAUUUACUCAGUUUUACUUAAUAUGAAUUGUAAUUUAUUUGAUAAUCAGGUCAGAGAAGUUUACUUCUUUAAAAUCCUAUAUUUAAAAUGUAUAUUUAAAAAUUGAUUAUUAUUAU